GGUGGGGAAGCCCGCGGAGCCGCAGCCCCGGCCCCGGCAGGUCUCUCUGGGCCCCGGGCCCGACUCCCACCUCUGCGCCGGCCCGCGGGCUUCGCAGGCCCUGCACUGCCGACCGGGCUGCGCUCAAGGCCGCCAGCCGCCCGCCGCCCUCUUUGUCCCCCCGCUGCAGGAAGGCCGCGGCACAGGGGGCGCCCUCCAAGCCGUCAGCCACGCACGCGGAGGCGCUCGGGCCUCGGGGCGGCGCACUGGGAGAGCACGCCGGGGAGGACACGUGGGCCUUGGCGCGGUGGGUUAAGAGCCCCGGCCCCGGGGAAUCCCGCAGCCCCCUCCUGCUACCUCUGGAACUGGGCUUCCCACCCAGUCCGGCCACAGCUCAGGAGGAAAAGGGGAUUCCUCUUCACGGGGGCCUUGCAGCUCCCUUGAGACACGCGCCUUCAAGCACUCUGGCCCCUAAAGCUCCUGUCCCCCAACUCGCAGUCCCCAAGGCGUCCUUUGUCCCCAGGGCCGUCCUUCAGGAUUUUAAGGAAACAGAGCAACAGCUACAACAAAAUGGGGAGAAGAAAUGAGAACUGUGCUAACAGCCUACGUGUGUCAAACAUCUCUCAGGAGAACUUAUCUCACUGGAAUUUGGAUUCAGAAGUACCUGUUUCUGAAAAUAAAAACCUCCCAGCUGGAAGGGAUGGAGCAGCAGGUGAACUAUUUGGAAAUUCCAGUGGAGCAACUGAUGCUAGAACCUAAUUUGUCGGUACAUAGUCAAAAAAGUACACAGAAUAGUAAACAAGGGAUCUUUCAAUUAUGGAAUUGUCCUCUUAAUGAAGGAAGUACCAUAGAGAAGAGGGAAUUCAAAAAAUCUUCAGUGGAAACUGGCUUUAAUGUAAUCAAUCAUCCUAUAAGGGUCUUCACUCUGAACCACCCAUUAACAAUUGCUUCGGUUGAUAAGCAAGUUGGUCCUUACCCUGGACUGCCAAUGCCGUUAGGUCUCUGCUGGCCCUAUGCUGAUGGAGACUUUUUUAAGAACAGAAAUGAGAUUCAUAUUAGUUCAUGUUCAACUAUAGAAAACAAUGAUGGUGAAACGUUACCUGCUCCAAAUUGGAAUUUGAAACAUGGAAACAGCAGUGUGGAAGAAAAUUUCACAGAUGAAAGUGAUUUAUCAGAAAAUGAGAAGACAAAUGAUACUUUACUCAGCUAUUUUAAAAAGGUGGACCUGAACUUGAAGCCAGAAACAAUAAAAAAUGUUGAGGAACCUUUCACCGAGGAGCCAAAUGAAGUAUUUCCAUAUCCUGAUUUUCUCCCUCCUCCUUUCAGUACUCUAGACUUGCACAAUUUAGCCCUCUCCAAAUCUGACAAUUGGAAAGCGACAGUGGACCCUGCAGAAACCUCUGUUGAACACUUGAUAACUCGUUUACUGGAACUAGAACGAUUACAACAUAUGACUAUUCAAAAAGAGAGGCCAAGACUACAAAUGACUUUCUGUACUCCAGCAGUUACUGAACGACCCUCUUCCUCCAAAGCUACACCAAAAGUGAGACAGCCAAAACUUUGCGACUCUUUGAGUCUUCAGAUACCUUGUGUAGAUAAAAGUCAAGAAAAAAGUAAAAACAACUCUGGUUCUUGUAAGCUUGAACAAAAUGCUUUAAAACGGAAUUGGAGCAAUGCUGGCAAAUAUAGAUGGAAUUCUAGACCACUGUCUCUAAAAAGUUCCUCCACCACAAAACAAUUGAUUGAAACUUAUGAUAAGAAUCCCAAAAGUUCUAUUUUAAGUCCAUGCCAAGAACUCUCAUUCAAACCUACUAUUGGCCAUACAAAUCAAUCAAUGGUUAAAAUGGUCUCCACAAGAUGUCUGCCAUCGAGGUCUCCAAUGCCAGUUUCACCUAUACCUCUGACUUUUCCCGAAAAUCAGAAGGAAGAAAUUAAGGCACCGAAGAGAAACUUUGGGACCAAAAAGAAACUUUACUGACAAAAUAUAGUGUUGAAUAGACCGUUCUCUAUUCAGAAGCUAAACUGUUUGUCGCCUUCCCUUAUUGCUAAGGAUAAGUGCUGCUCACCCAUUGAACAAAAAUAACUCUUUUCUUUCAUACAUCUCAAUGUGAACACAUCUACUCUAAGAAGCCCAACUAAGAUAUGGUUAAUUAUUCCAAGACACAGGUACUAUUAACAGUCCCCCAAAAUCACCAAACAGUUGCUUGAUGUGACAUGGAGUGGAACUUGUGAAAAGCACUGCUGAGAUGUCUAUAUAUAAACCCACAGGCUUCUAUACUGACGUAUUUCACAAUCUUUUGCAUGUUGUGUUUCAAAUAAAUGGUUCACUUGGUAGACUAUUCUAUUCAAAAGGCUACUCUUUUUUCAGUGAUUGUUUUCCAGUAUAAUUCCAUCAAUAAAUGGUAUAAUUGACUUA
Messenger RNA from Pan troglodytes (chimpanzee), 2395 nucleotides. RefSeq names its product family with sequence similarity 217 member A (gene FAM217A). Lineage: Eukaryota; Metazoa; Chordata; Mammalia; Primates; Hominidae. The record is from RefSeq and is a predicted model, not a curated record. The transcript has 6 exons. The coding region runs from base 563 to 1957 and encodes 464 amino acids.